Messenger RNA from Armigeres subalbatus, 550 nucleotides. RefSeq lists its product as uncharacterized. Lineage: Eukaryota; Metazoa; Arthropoda; Insecta; Diptera; Culicidae. The coding region runs from base 29 to 550 and encodes 173 amino acids. The transcript is spliced from 2 exons. The record is from RefSeq and is a predicted model, not a curated record.
GCUUCCGGUCUACCAGUUUGUGCAGCAGAUGCGAGAGCACGAAGACGAGCGGACUGUUCUUCCUACGGAACGUAAACCUCUACGCGAAUUCGCCUCGCGUGCGAAUACUAUCCAUCCGGUGGCUGACAAAAACAUCCGGACAAUUCAGCCUGGUGCGACUUCUGUAAAUGAUGACAUCGUCAAUCUCAAUCAUGAUCUCCAAGUACUUUCUUCGGAGAAAUCGUACCUUCCUCAUCAGAUCGGUACACCAGCAGGUUCCUUCGCAGUGGCAAACGAAGUGUCAAGCAAGCGACGAGUACCAUGGGGAAUGGUAAACACCGUUAGAUCAUUUUCAUCGAUUCCACCACCGGCUGAGCAUUCGCCAGAAAAGCGCAUAUCUACACCCGGAUUUUUCAUACAGGACAAAGCAGAUGAUAGUUCUACCACAGUUCCGAACUUUAAGCAAACAAAAAGCAAUGCUCCGAACCCUAACUCCAACAUUCUCGUGGCAAACAGCUCGUGUCGUACAUGCGGAGUUCUGUAUUCCAAAUGUGAAGUACAACAACGGUGA